CUUGAAACACACCAAGUGAGUAACAUGGCAUACUCUACAAAAGCACUUGCUGCUUCACUUCUUGUCUCCCUUCUCCUCCUCCAUCUCUCCAAUGCCCAAUUUGAUCAGGUGGAGUUGAACAAUGCCCCAGCAGGCAGCCCUCAACCUCAAGGCAUAGACUGCCCAGCAGCUUGUGGAGAAAGGUGCAAAAAGUCAAAGAGACAAAAUCUGUGCAAGAGGUCUUGCGGGAGCUGCUGCAACACGUGCAAGUGCGUUCCACCUGGAACUUCUGGAAAUUACGACAUCUGCCCCUGCUAUUUUAAUCUCAAAACCCACAACAACACCCGUAAAUGCCCUUAACUUGUUAUUAUUAUUAUUCCCGCCAUCGUUAUAUUUCUAUCAAAAAAAAAUUAUAUUUUUAGUCUCGUAAUUAAAUUUAUGGUGUAAAUUUAGUCAUUCAUGGUUAAAUACGUCAAAUCUAGAGACUAAAUUUAUAUGACUCAGUGAAUUUAUAUUGUUAUUAUUAUUGUUGUUGUUGUGGUGGUGGUUCUUGCAAUUAAAUUGUAACAAGUGAUGUACUGUCUUUCAUUGAUAGCUUAGUCCAAAAAACAAUUGGGAUUUUUACGUUUGUACCCAUUGUUCCA
Molecule: messenger RNA, 623 nt
Organism: Ipomoea nil (Japanese morning glory)
Lineage: Eukaryota; Viridiplantae; Streptophyta; Magnoliopsida; Solanales; Convolvulaceae
Product: gibberellin-regulated protein 11-like
Exons: 3
Coding region: 25-339 (104 amino acids)
Source: RefSeq, a predicted model, not a curated record